AAAUUCAACCUUUCUCUCCCUCUCUCUUUCUGAUAAUAUAAAAAUCCAAUCUUUGGUUGAAGCGAGAGAGAGAAUCUGUAAUGAUUGUAAUGGUGAUGGAGAUGUCGUGAAAACCAGAGGGAAUCACAAAUUCGCUGUUUUUAAAAGACCAAGACUUUUGUGUUUUGGUCUCCAUUGAAGCCGAGUUUUGUUCUCAAUCUCUCUCUCUCUCUUCUCUCUCUCUCUCUGGCGUAGAGGCGAAGGUAAAAGCGCCGCGUGUAGCCUUCAAUGGCUUUCCAACGGCGGCGCUACAAUUACUACAACCGUGUCCGUCGUCUCCUCCCUCUAAUUUGCGCUGUCUCUGGAGCUCUCCUCAUCCUCUUCGCUCUUCUCUCCAUUUUUUCACCUCCUCCUGAUGAUUCCGAUCGCCGCAUCACCAAGCGGAUUAUCUCUGGAGCCGAUGAUGAGAAGAGCAUACCAGUAGAUUUCACCGUUCCGAGAAGUGGAGGGAGAUCGGAUCGUGAUAUAUGGCGUUCUUGGAAUGCUGAAUUCUUUUAUGGUUGCUGUAAUGCAAGCAGCAAGUUCCCAAAUGCUAAAGCCAUUACUAGAAAUGAUCGAUACUUGGCAAUCGCCACAAGUGGUGGUUUAAACCAACAGCGAACUGGAAUUGUAGAUGCUGUUGUUGCUGCACGAAUUCUAAAUGCUACACUUGUUAUUCCAAAGCUGGAUCAGAAAUCCUACUGGAAAGAUGCCAGUGACUUCUCGCAUAUUUUCGAUGUUGAAUGGUUUGUGUCAUUUCUCUCAAAAGAUGUCAAAAUCAUAGAGAAACUUCCACAAAAAGGAGGGCGAACUUGGAGCCCUAGCAGAAUGCGUGUACCGAGAAAAUGCAAUGAGAGAUGUUAUAUCAAUCGGGUAUUACCUGUUCUUCAGAAAAGGCAUGCAGUUCAAUUGAAUAAAUUUGAUUACAGACUUUCAAACAAGUUGAGAGAUGAUUUGCAGAAGCUGCGGUGUAGAGUAAACUAUCAUGCGCUUAAGUUCACUGAUCCAAUUAUUGAAAUGGGUAACGAAUUGGUCCGAAGAAUGCGGAAAAAGAGCAAACACUUCAUUGCUUUACAUCUUAGAUUUGAACCUGAUAUGCUCGCCUUUUCGGGAUGUUACUAUGGCGGUGGUGAGCAGGAGAAGAAAGAGUUGGGAACAAUCAGAAGGAGAUGGAAAACUUUACAUGUAAAUAACCCGGAAAAGCAAAGGCGACAAGGAAGAUGUCCGCUUACACCAGAAGAAGUUGGAUUGAUGCUUAGAGCUUUGGGAUAUGGGAGUGAUGUUCACAUAUAUGUUGCAUCAGGCGAAGUUUAUGGAGGAGAAAAAUCAUUAGCUCCUCUGAAAGAACUUUUCCCACAUUUCUAUUCAAAAGACACCAUAGCAACAAAAAUGGAGCUAAAGCCAUUUUCUUCUUAUUCUUCACGAAUGGCUGCACUGGAUUUCGUUGUGUGUGAUGAAAGUGAUGUUUUCGUUACCAACAAUAACGGAAACAUGGCAAGAAUAUUAGCUGGUCGAAGGAGAUAUUUUGGACAUAAACCGACAAUUAGACCAAAUGCGAAAAAGCUAUACAAGUUGUUUAUGAGCAAAGAGAAUGCUACUUGGGAGGAGUUUACUUCAAGAGUCAGAACAUUUCAGAGAGGAUUCAUGGGAGAGCCAAAGGAAGUACGAGCUGGUAGAGGUGAGUUUCAUGAGAACCCAUCGACUUGUAUAUGUGAAGAUACUGAUGCUAAGGCAAAGGCGGGAAAUAUGGAUUCGAGAAAACUUGGGAAGAAAAACAAAAAAGAUGGAGUAAGCAAUGAUGAACAAAGCGAAGAUGAAGAUGCAGAUUAUGAGGAAGACCAAACUGAUUUACAGGACAGAGGACUAUAUAAUGGUACGAGGUUAGAUUAUGAUGAUGCAUCAUCAAUUUCAGAUGAGCCUGAGCUAGAAGAAAUAGUGUCAGAUUGAUUCAGUUAUAGAAGGAUAUAAAAUCGGUUUUUCAACUUUUUAUUGUGGUCAUAUGCCUCAACAGUGUCUUCUGUACAUAUAAACCCAAUCCGAGGAAGAAUGAUCCCUUUUUCCA
Molecule: messenger RNA, 2080 nt
Organism: Capsella rubella
Lineage: Eukaryota; Viridiplantae; Streptophyta; Magnoliopsida; Brassicales; Brassicaceae
Product: O-fucosyltransferase 6
Exons: 9
Coding region: 268-1965 (565 amino acids)
Source: RefSeq, a predicted model, not a curated record